Molecule: messenger RNA, 2019 nt
Organism: Arabidopsis thaliana (thale cress)
Lineage: Eukaryota; Viridiplantae; Streptophyta; Magnoliopsida; Brassicales; Brassicaceae
Product: Homeodomain-like superfamily protein
Exons: 2
Coding region: 336-1343 (335 amino acids)
Biological process (GO): regulation of DNA-templated transcription; DNA-templated transcription
Cellular component (GO): nucleus
Molecular function (GO): DNA-binding transcription factor activity; DNA binding
Source: RefSeq, marked reviewed
AAAAAAAAAAAAAAAAAAAAAGCUAAAGAUCCACCUCGAACUUCUCUCCAUCUUUCUCAAUCAUCAUCUAAUUCUCAGAUUCCGUUUCCUUCUUCCUUUUUCCUCUUCCUCUUCAAGCCACAAAGACUCAUAAAAAUCCAACCUUUUUCUCAUUUCCUCUGUUAAAUUUUUCCUGAAAAGUUUAUUCCUUUUUCUACAGAUCGAAUUUCGUAGUUCUCACCUCACUGAAUCUGUUACUUUCUCUAUAAUCUAAAUCUUCAAAAAUGUUUCUGGUUUUGUGAAAUCAACACUUAAAAACUCGAGCUUUUACCUCCUCUGUUUUUUCAAAGAUAAAAAUGAGAGAAGACGAUUCAGACUGGUUCGCAAGAUGGGAAGAAGAACUUCCAUCACCAGAAGAGCUCAUGCCAAUAUCACAAUCUCUAAUCUCACCCGAUCUAGCUCUAGCCUUCGAUAUACGAACCCCAAAUCACGGAAACGGAAACUCAAACCAACCUCAUCAUCAUCAUCAUCACCAAACCACACCUCCUACACCGUCUCAGCUUCAGCUUCCAUCUUCUCAAGCCAAUUCCUCAGCCGAAUUCGCUGCAGAUUCAGCAGAUCUAGGCUCCGGAGGAGCUGCCGGAGACGAACCAGCUCGGACUUUAAAACGACCUCGUCUUGUCUGGACACCGCAGCUGCAUAAACGUUUCGUUGAUGCUGUUGCGCAUUUAGGGAUUAAGAACGCAGUUCCUAAAACGAUUAUGCAGCUUAUGAGUGUUGAUGGUUUAACUAGAGAAAACGUUGCGAGUCAUUUGCAAAAGUAUAGACUUUAUCUUAAGAGAAUGCAAGGUUUGUCUUCUGGUGGUGGUGCUGGUUCAGAUCCAGCUACUGAUCGUCUUUUCGCUAGCUCUCCUGUUCCUGCUCACUUUCUUCAUCCUAAUCGUGUUCCCAGUUCUGAUCAUUUCAUGCCGUCUUUUGUUCCUAUUGCUACUCUUCAACAACAACAACAAAUGGCUGCUGCUGCGGCCGCUGCUGCAGCAGCUAAUCCUCAUUUACAACCGCCUCAGUUCCACCGUCAAAUCGCAGCUGCGCAUUUUGGUUCACCGACUAAUGGUGGAUUCAGUUCACCGACGAGUAAUGGACAGUUUGGAUCACCGACUAGUAAUGGAUUUGGAUCACCGACGACUAAUGGGAAGUUUGAUCCUUCGUUCUUGGCGGUGAGGCAAACGCAGCAGCAACCAAUUCAGAGAAUGUCUACACCAUCAUUGCAUAGUCCAGUUAGUAAUUACGUUGAGGAUUUGGAAUCUGCAAACGCUAAUGGAGGGAGAACUGUCUUAACUUUAUUCCCAACUCGAGACGAUUAAAAAGUCAUUAUCUUUCCGGUUACUAGAUGUUCAAAAUGUCUCUGCAGUCAUCAAGAACAUGAGUCAGCUGAUCGUUCUUGUGCAUCGGUUUUAUCCGGUGGCGUUUACUCUGUGCAGUCUUAUCAGUUUAACAUUGAUACAAUCCAGCGUCAAUGUGUGGUCAAGUUCUGUAUCUGAAGCUCAAGCACCUUCAGGUCAAGGCUUGUAUUAACCCUUGUAGCUUUCUUGUGUAAGAUUAAUGUAAAGAUGAGUUUACUUUUGAACGUACAUCCGUACGAACAAACUCAAGAUUGGAAAAAAGAAUGAAAAAAACAAAAACUUACUUCACAAUGUUCUUUGCUUUCCCAUUUUGUUGUAGAUUUGUUCUUAAAGCUGAGUUUAGCUGAGUUUGGUUGUAGCCUUUUACACUGAAAGUAUAUUGGAAUUGCUGAAACUGUUUAUUCAGUCACCUUUUUAACUCCAUAUAUUAUAAGGUUUUGAUUUACAAGAAUCAAUGAUGCAAUAGUACAAUGUGAAAAUGAUCAUGAAGGAGACCAAUAAGCAAAAGAGACAAAGACAAUGGGAAGGCAGAAUCAGAAUGAAGAGGAUCUGAUGCUCUUACAUCCUUAAUCAUACCCCAACUUAUUCACUACUACCAAUUAUAAAUAAAGUCGCAAUACUAUAUGGAAUCAUUGAA